Molecule: messenger RNA, 980 nt
Organism: Otolemur garnettii (small-eared galago)
Lineage: Eukaryota; Metazoa; Chordata; Mammalia; Primates; Galagidae
Gene: EIF3M
Product: eukaryotic translation initiation factor 3 subunit M
Exons: 9
Biological process (GO): cytoplasmic translational initiation
Cellular component (GO): eukaryotic translation initiation factor 3 complex
Source: RefSeq, a predicted model, not a curated record
GCCUCGCGGCUCAGUUCCCUUUUCCGGUCGGCGUGGUUUGCGAGUGGAGUGUCCGCGGUACCCCGGCCUUCACCAUGAGCGUCCCGGCCUUCAUCGACAUCAGCGAGGAAGACCAGGCUGCUGAACUUCGUGCUUAUCUGAAAUCUAAAGGAGCUGAGAUCUCAGAAGAGAACUCAGAAGGUGGACUUCAUGUAGAUUUAGCUCAAAUUAUUGAAGCCUGUGAUGUGUGUCUGAAGGAAGAUGAUAAAGAUGUUGAAAGUGUGAUGAACAGCGUGGUAUCCCUCCUCUUGAUCUUGGAACCAGACAAGCAAGAAGCUUUGAUUGAAAGCCUAUGCGAAAAACUGGUCAAAUUUCGUGAAGGUGAACGCCCAUCUCUGAGACUACAGUUGCUAAGCAACCUUUUCCAUGGAAUGGACAAGAACACUCCUGUAAGAUAUACAGUGUAUUGCAGCCUUAUUAAAGUGGCAGCAUCUUGUGGGGCCAUCCAGUACAUUCCGACUGAGCUGGAUCAAGUUAGAAAAUGGAUUUCUGACUGGAAUCUCACCACUGAAAAAAAACACACCCUUUUAAGACUACUUUAUGAGUCGCUUGUGGACUGUAAAAAAAGUGAUGCUGCUUCAAAAGUUAUGGUGGAAUUGCUUGGAAGUUACACAGAGGACAAUGCUUCCCAGGCUCGAGUUGAUGCCCACAGGUGUAUUGUACGAGCAUUGAAAGAUCCAAACGCAUUUCUUUUUGACCACCUUCUUACUUUAAAACCAGUCAAGUUUUUGGAAGGCGAGCUUAUUCAUGACCUUUUAACCAUUUUUGUGAGUGCUAAAUUGGCAUCAUAUGUCAAGUUUUAUCAGAAUAAUAAAGACUUCAUUGAUUCACUUGGCCUAUUACAUGAACAGAAUAUGGCAAAGAUGAGAUUACUUACCUUUAUGGGAAUGGCGGUGGAAAAUAAAGAAAUUUCUUUUGAUACAAUGCAGCAGGAACUUCAA